Sphaeroforma arctica JP610 is the source of this 480-nucleotide messenger RNA. RefSeq lists its product as hypothetical. Bases 1 to 480 code for a protein of 159 amino acids. NCBI's taxonomy places the organism in Eukaryota, Ichthyosporea, Ichthyophonida. The transcript has a single exon. The record is from RefSeq and is a predicted model, not a curated record.
AUGCUCAAGUCCGCCGAGUCCGACAUAGGAGUCGAGAGUUCGUACAUGACUACCCAGCCGAUUACGGCCACCAGUGCACUACCGAUUGCACCACCGAUCGCCUCCGACGCUGAUCCAAACCACUUCUUUGUGCCUCGCCAUGUCACACCUGAUGACAGGCACAGUACCAGCUCCGUCCAUCUGGGCAGCCCACCGCACUUGACGCACCACGCACGGAUCGACGUUCACGUUCACCACGACGAGCAACUGAUCGACGCUCGCGCUCACCACAAAGAACACGUGCACAGCAUGUUCACAACGCCCCCCACCGCGACGGGCACGAGCACGGUCACGCUCACCACGAGGUCAGGCACGUGCACGCACAGCAAUAGCCUCUACGAACCGGACACCACAGUCCGAGACACGACGCCCACCUCCUACCAGUUCCAGCCUUCCACGGCUCCAUAUCUCCCGCAUGAGCGACAACGACCGCGGCUGUGA